This is a messenger RNA of Paramuricea clavata, 548 nucleotides long. The record is from the annotation of a GenBank genome assembly. Lineage: Eukaryota; Metazoa; Cnidaria; Anthozoa; Malacalcyonacea; Plexauridae.
UUGAUGAAAGUGACGACGAGAUUAACAUAUUAUCUCAAAGUCGAUUACCUAAGAAUAGAAAUCAAUCUGAACCACCCAGGCAUAUCAUCAGGUCCAAUGAAGACAAAAGACGUAACUAUUCUGCGCCUAGAAAACAACAAGCAGACAACGACCGAAAUAACAACAACAAUUGUUUUAACGAGCGAGCCCAAGAUUCUCGCAGAUCUCCGCGCGUAGGACAAUCAAGAGUUGCUAUUUUGGGCGAUUCUAUGCUUAAACAAAUAAACGCGAGACGAAUUCAACAAGGAAUGAAGCAUAAAAUUGUUGUAAAAACAUUUCCUGGUGCGGGAAUAAAAAAAAUGAAUCACUAUGUAAAACCAACGCUACUCAAGGCACCAAAUAAGCUUAUUUUACACGUCGGAACCAAUGAUCUACAAGGAAUGACGCCAGAUGAAUUGUUGACACAUGUACAAAAGCUUGGAGAGAGCAUUACUCGAGAAAACGGGAAUAUUGAAUUAGUUUUAUCAGAAAUCAUAACAAGAAAUGACGAUAAAACAUUGGCUGAUAAG